Molecule: messenger RNA, 11938 nt
Organism: Helicoverpa zea (corn earworm)
Lineage: Eukaryota; Metazoa; Arthropoda; Insecta; Lepidoptera; Noctuidae
Gene: uif
Product: sushi, von Willebrand factor type A, EGF and pentraxin domain-containing protein 1
Exons: 36
Coding region: 145-10866 (3573 amino acids)
Biological process (GO): Notch signaling pathway
Molecular function (GO): Notch binding; calcium ion binding
Source: RefSeq, a predicted model, not a curated record
CCGGCCUGCCGACAUGUGGCAAACCUUGUGACUCAAGUGUUGUGAAUUGUGUACAAGCACAGUGGCCGUGCGUUAACCCCAACCCCUGAUAGUGCUUAACCGGAUUUUUAGUUGGAACGCCCCGCGGCGUGCAAAAGAUUUACGAUGUUGAUAAGGUGUCCGGCGGCACUAUGUGUCGUCGCGUUUCUACUGGCUGCUGUGCAAGCCAGCUCAGAGGGCAACCUUUUCACGUGUCCGAAUGGAUGGGAGUUGAAAGGCUUACACUGUUACAAAUUCUUCAACAUCAGGCAUUCGUGGGAGAAAGCGGCAGAACUAUGUCGAAGGUACGGCAGCGAACUUAUGGUUGUUGAUAGCUAUUCUGAAAACAACAUGACUGCCAGCAUGGUGCCAGCCAGCCCCAGCAACAAUCACUACUGGCUCGGCCUCGCGACGGUCGACGACCUAAGAACGAACACACUCGAGUCAGCUGCUGGUGCUCUAGUCUCACAGUAUGCCGGUUUCUGGGACCUGCGACAACCAAACCCAAAGGAAGGAGAAUGUGUCGACGUUCACGUCACAUCCGAUAGUCAGUCGUGGGAGCUAACGACCUGUGAAACUCUUUUGCCAUUCAUGUGCCGAGCUACUGCCUGCCCUGCCGGAACCUUCCAUUGUUCAAAUGGAAAAUGCAUAAACGCAGCCUUCAAAUGCGACAAGCAAGACGAUUGCGGUGAUGCUUCCGAUGAAAUGGACUGUGCUUCCGAAUGUCACUUCUACAUGGCCAGCAGCGGAGAUGUAGUCGAGAGUCCUAACUACCCUCACAAAUAUCCUCCCUUCAGCGACUGUAAAUGGACUCUCGAGGGGCCACAAGGUCAAAAUAUCGUGUUACAGUUCCAAGAUUUUGAAACUGAAAAGUCUUUCGACACUGUUCAAAUUCUGGUAGGUGGCAGGACCGAAGAUAAAUCUGUAAAUUUAGCGACACUUUCUGGCAAACAAGAUUUAUCUAACAAAAUUUUCGUAUCCGCUUCGAACUUCAUGAUCAUUAAAUUCAGUACAGAUGGUUCAGUAGAAAGGAAAGGUUUCCGCGCAGCUUGGAAGACGGAGUCCUCUAAUUGUGGAGGUAUGCUGAGAGCUACCCCUCAAGGUCAAGUACUAACUUCACCCGGCUACCCCAAUGGUUAUCCUGGUGGUCUAGAAUGCGUUUACGUGAUUGAAGCGCAACCAGGUAGAAUAGUCUCAUUAGAAGUCGAGGACCUAGAAUUGGGAAUGAACAGGGAUUACAUCGUUAUUAAAGAUGGUAAUACUCCAUCGAGCCCUGUAUUAGCCAGGUUAACUGGACCAGGUGAAGAAAAUCAAAAGGUUGUGAUAUCGACAACGAACCAUCUGUACAUGUACUUCCGAACGAGUCUUGGCGAUUCCAAGAAAGGAUUCAACAUGAGAUAUUCUCAAGGCUGCAGAGCAACAAUAAUUGCAGCAAAUGGCACCGUUACAUCACCUGCAUAUGGUCUCACAAGUUACCCGAAUAAUCAAGAAUGUUUAUAUAGAAUCAAGAACCCUAACGGUGGUCCACUUUCGUUAAAAUUCGACGAAUUUAACAUUCACCCAUCCGACAUAGUGCAAGUGUUUGACGGAGCAAGCACAAGUGGCUUAAGAUUACAUUCUGACAAUGGAUUCACCGUGAAACCAAGAAUAACACUGACUGCUUCCAGUGGCGAAAUGUUGAUGCGAUUUAUGUCUGAUGCUUUGCAUAAUGGAAUGGGUUGGAAGGCGACGUUCUCGGCAGAUUGCCCUACACUUAAAUCCGGACUUGGUGCUUUAGCGUCAAACAGAGAUACCGCCUUUGGAACAGUUAUAACAUUCUCAUGUCCGACUGGACAAGAAUUCGCCACAGGGAAAUCUCGUAUCACAACAAAAUGUUUAGACGGAGGAAAAUGGUCAACGACUUACAUUCCUAGCUGUCAAGAGGUAUAUUGUGGUCCAGUCCCACAAAUCGAUAAUGGAUUUUCAAUUGGCUCCACUAACGUGACUUAUCGAGGUGUUGCAACUUACCAAUGUUAUGCUGGAUUUGCUUUCCCGACUGGACAGCCUAUUGAGAGAAUCUCAUGUCUUGCUGAUGGCCGAUGGGAAAGAACACCAACUUGUUUGGCAUCACAAUGCGUAGCUCUUCCGGAUGUCCCUCACGCCAAUGUCACAAUAUUAAACGGUGGAGGCCGUAGCUACGGUACUAUUGUUCGAUAUGAGUGCGAACCUGGUUACGUAAGAUCUGGACAGCCGGUACUGCUCUGUAUGAGCAAUGGAACUUGGUCGGGAGAUGUACCAACGUGCUCAAAGGCUUUAUGCCCCAAAUUCCCAGAAAUUAAAAACGGGUUCAUCGUUGAUCAGACUAGGAUUUACAUGUUUGGUGACGAAGCCCGUGUUCAAUGUUUCAAGGGAUACAAACUGAAUGGACCUAGCGUGCUUAAAUGUGGACCCAACCAAGAAUUUGAUAACCCACCAACUUGUGAAGAUAUCAAUGAGUGCGCAAAUAGCCAAUGUGACACAGCCUCAACUGAAUGUAAAAACACUCAGGGUGGUUUCUUCUGUCCCUGCAAACCUGGCUUUGCGCCAAGCUUAGACUGCAGACCUGUAGGUGAUUUGGGAUUAAUUAAUGGUGCCAUUCCUGAUGAGUCAAUAACAACUUCUGCUCCAGAACCUGGAUAUACCAGAGGCAUGGUGCGUUUGAAUAAUGGCGGUGGCUGGUGUGGAAAUAACUUAGAAGCCGGAGCUAACUGGAUUCUCAUAGACUUAAGAGCACCGACGAUCAUCAGAGGAUUCAGAACAAUGAGCGUCAUGCGCGCCGACGGCAACAUUGCAUUCACUUCUGCUAUCAGAAUUCAAUACACUAACGACUUGACUGAUGUCUUCAAAGACUACACUAAUCCUGAUGGCACUGCAGUUGAAUUCCGAAUUUUGGAGCCCACUCUAUCUGUACUCAACUUGCCAGUACCAAUUGAAGCUCAGUACGUCAAGUUCAAAAUCCAAGAUUAUGUUGGCGCACCAUGUCUGAAGGUCGAAGUUAUGGGCUGUGCCAGAUUGGAUUGUUUAGAUAUCAAUGAAUGCAGUGAAAAUAACGGUGGAUGUGAUCAGAAAUGUCUAAACACGCCCGGAAACUUCUCGUGUGCUUGCAACAUUGGUUACGAACUUUAUUCAUCUAACGGCACAGCUGGAUUUGCAAUUGAAAAAUCAGAAACAGGUGAACGAGAUGGAGAUACAUACCAAAGGAACAAAUCCUGUGUACCAGUUAUGUGCCCGCCUCUGGGACCUCCUGAAAAUGGAAAACUACUGUCUACGAAGAAUUCUUACCACUUUGGAGAUAUUGUUCAGUUCCAGUGUGACUUUGGAUUUGUCAUGUCUGGAUUCUCGUCACUUCUUUGUACUUCCAGUGGGACUUGGAACGGUACAGCACCUGAGUGUCAAUAUGCUCGCUGCGUGACAUUAUCUGAUGAUAAGAACGACGGUUUGAAGGUAAUCAGAGACGACCCAGAAAGCGUGCUGGUUCCAUACAGGGACAACGUAACAAUCACCUGUACAUCACCAGGAAGACAGCUAAGAAACACAGUAACAUCGUCUUUCAGGCAGUGCGUGUAUGAUCCUAAACCGGGUCUACCCAAUUACUGGUUUUCGGGAGCUCAACCUCAAUGUCCAAGAAAGGACUGCGGUACUCCUAUGCCUACGCCAGGAGCUGAAUACGGCCAGUACCCUGACACUAAAUACCAAAGCUCUUUCUUCUUUGGAUGCCAAAACACCUUCAAGCUGGCAGGACAAACAAGCAAACACGAUAAUGUAGUCAGAUGUCAAGCUAAUGGUAUUUGGGAUUUCGGAGAUUUAAGAUGUGAAGGUCCAGUGUGUGAAGACCCAGGCAGGCCAGCAGACGGUUACCAAAUUGCAAGAAGCUACGAACAAGGAUCUGAAGUGCUAUUUGGCUGUUCCAGGCCAGGUUACAUACUGAUCAACCCAAGACCUAUAACUUGUAUACGAGAGCCUGAAUGUAAAGUAAUCAGGCCUCUUGGACUUGCAUCUGGCAGAAUACCCGACUCUGCAAUAAACGCGACAUCUGAAAGACCUAACUACGAAGCCAGGAACAUCAGGCUCAACUCAGUAACUGGUUGGUGUGGCAAGCAAGAAGCUUUUACUUACGUCAGCGUUGACUUAGGAAAAGUAUACAGAGUUAAAGCUAUACUUGUCAAGGGUGUCGUUACCUCUGACAUUGUAGGCAGACCAACAGAAAUAAGAUUCUUCUACAAACAAGCUGAAAAUGAGAACUACGUGGUUUACUUCCCCAAUUUCAACCUAACAAUGAGAGAUCCUGGAAACUAUGGUGAACUAGCGAUGAUCACUUUGCCCAAAUUCGUACAAGCUAGAUUCGUGAUUUUGGGUAUUGUGAGCUUCAUGGAUAACGCUUGUCUGAAAUUCGAACUCAUGGGUUGCGAUGAACCAGCUACAGAUCCUCUGUUAGGUUACGAUUAUGGAUACUCACCUUGCGUCGAUAACGAGCCUCCAGUUUUCCAAAACUGUCCUCAACAACCAAUCGUAGUACAAACUGAUGUCAAUGGAGGUCUGUUACCAGUCAACUUUACUGAACCUACAGCAACAGACAACUCGGGUGCUAUUGCAAGAUUAGAAGUUACACCGCAACACUUUAGAACACCUAUCCAAGUAUUCCACAAUAUGGUGGUGCGAUACGUCGCAUUUGACUUCGAUGGUAACGUAGCUAUUUGCGAAGUCAACAUCACUGUACCAGACUACACUCCUCCAAAACUCAGCUGCCCACAGAGCUACGUUAUAGAACUAGUUGACAAACAAGACAGUUAUGCAGUUAACUUCAACGAUACGAGAAGGAGAAUAAAUGCAACAGAUGCGUCUGGGGAAGUUUUCCUCAAAUUCAUUCCGGAAAGAGCUGUCAUUCCUAUUCGCGGAUAUGAAAAUGUAACUGUUAUCGCUUCAGACAAAUACGGAAACCGAGCUCAGUGCAACUUCCAAGUAUCCGUUCAAGCCACACCUUGUGUAGAUUGGGAACUUAUGCCACCGGCUAAUGGUGCUAUGAACUGCUUACCUGGCGAUCGAGGAAUUCAAUGUAUUGCCACGUGUAGUCCUGGAUUUAGAUUCACCGAUGGCGAACCCGUUAAAACGUUCGUCUGCGAAACUAAACGUCAGUGGGUGCCAACUUCAGUUGUGCCGGAUUGUGUUUCUGAAAAUACUCAGCAAGCUGCUUACCACGUCGUCUCUACUGUUCAGUACCGUGCUCUAGGAGCUGUUUCCAACGCUUGCUUACCCAAAUAUAAAGACUUGGUUGCACAAUACGACAACGUAUUAAAUGAAAGGCUUACCCAACGUUGCUCAGCCGUAAACGUUAACAUAAACGUUACAUUUGUCAACGUAAUACCCACACUACUUGACGAAAAUGUCGUCAAAAUGGACUUUGUAUUAGCCAUCAUACCAGCUGUGCGACAAACUCAGCUCUACGAUCUGUGUGGUUCGACAUUAAACCUCAUAUUUGAUUUAUCUGUGCCAUAUGCCAGUGCUCUUAUUGAACCCGUCCUGAAUGUAUCGUCUAUUGGCAACCAAUGUCCACCAUUGAGAGCGAUCAGAAGUUCCAUCACUAAAGGAUUCACUUGUAGCGUCGGCGAAGUAUUGAAUAUGGAUACGAACGAUGUUCCGAGAUGCUUACACUGUCCGGCUGGAACGUUUGCGGAAGAGAAACAAAAGACCUGUACAAUGUGUCCUCGCGGUUUCUUCCAAAAUCAAGCUCGCCAAGGAUCAUGCCUCAAGUGUCCGCAAGGUACAUUCACUAGAGAGGAAGGCUCUAAAGACAUCAAUGAUUGUAUACCUGUAUGUGGAUACGGUACAUACUCGCCAACAGGAUUAGUCCCUUGCUUGGAAUGUCCUAGGAACAGUUACACAGGAGAACCACCUCUAGGAGGAUUCAAAGAUUGUCAAGCCUGCCCCGUUAACACCUUCACAUACCAGCCAGCUGCCCCUGGAAGAGAUAGGUGCAGGGCUAAAUGCGCACCUGGUACUUAUUCACCAACUGGCUUAGCUCCAUGCUCUCAGUGCCCAAGGAACUUCUACCAAAACCUGGUUGGUCAAACAUUGUGUAUGGAAUGUCCCACGAACAUGAAAACUGUAGGAACUGGAUCGACAGGCUUGGAAGAAUGUUUACCGGUAGAAUGCUCAAACAGUGCUUGUCAACAUGGAGGUCUAUGCGUACCUAAAGGUCACGGAGUACAGUGUUAUUGUCCUGCUGGAUUCUCCGGACGCAGAUGUGAAAUUGACAUUGACGAAUGCGCCAGCCAACCCUGUUACAACGGUGGUACUUGUACCGAUCUGCCACAAGGCUAUCGCUGCUCUUGUCCAACGGGAUACGGAGGCAUCAACUGCCAAGAAGAAAGAUCCGAUUGUAGAAACGAUACCUGUCCCGAAAGAGCCAUGUGCAAAGAUGAACCUGGAUACGAUAACUACACCUGUCUUUGCAGGUCAGGAUAUACUGGCGUUGAUUGUGACAUCACGAUUGAUCCGUGCUCGGCUAACGGAAAUCCUUGCACUAAUGGCGCAAGUUGCAUUGCUCUUCAACAAGGUCGAUACAAGUGCGAAUGCUUACCAGGCUGGGAAGGACAACUCUGUGAAAUCAAUACUGACGAUUGUAUCGAAAAACCUUGUCUGCUAGGCGCUCCUUGUACUGAUUUAGUUAAUGACUUUAGUUGCGCAUGUCCACCAGGUUUCACAGGAAAACGAUGCCAUGAAAAGAUAGACCUUUGCUCAAAUGAACCUUGUAAACACGGUAUAUGCGUAGAUAAACUCUUUAUUCAUCAAUGCAUCUGUGAUCCAGGCUGGAGUGGUCCUUCUUGUGAUAUUAACAUCAACGAAUGUGUUAUUUCUCCUUGUGAGAAUGGCGGCCAAUGUAUUGAUGGCAUCGAUGAUUUCAACUGUAUUUGCGAAGCUGGUUACACAGGCAAGAGAUGCCAGCAUACCAUUGACGAUUGCUCUUCCAACCCUUGCCAGAACGGUGCAUCGUGCGUUGACCAAAUUGAUGGAUUUAUUUGUAAAUGCCGUCCAGGAUACAUAGGUCUUCAAUGUGAGACAGCAAUUGAUGAAUGUCUGAACGAACCUUGCAACGCUGUCGGCACUGAGAAAUGCAUUGAUCUUGAUAAUAAGUUCGAGUGCGUCUGUAGGGAAGGUUUUACGGGAGAAACUUGUGAAACCAAUAUCGAUGACUGUGCUUCGGACCCAUGCUUCAACGGUGGAUCAUGCAAAGAUGAUAUAGGCGACUACAAGUGUGCCUGCCAACCAGGAUGGACUGGCAAACGCUGCGAGCAUGAUAUUGGCAACUGCAUGAACUUACCUUGUCAAAACCAUGCGAAAUGCAUCGAUCUCUUCCAAGACUUCUUCUGCGUUUGCCCAAGUGGAACCGACGGUAAACAAUGUGAGACCGCUCCUGAAAGAUGUAUUGGAAGCCCAUGCAUGCACGGCGGAAAGUGCCAAGACUUCGGAUCUGGCCUCAACUGCACAUGUUCGCAAGACUACACUGGAAUUGGUUGCCAAUAUGAGUUCGACGCAUGUGAUGCUGGUCUCUGCCAGAACGGAGCCACUUGUGUAGAUGAAGGCGAAGGUUACAACUGCAUUUGCGCUCCAGGCUUCCAAGGAAAGAACUGUGAUGAAGACAUUAUCGAUUGUAAAGAGAACUCGUGCCCACCUUCUGCAACAUGCAUCGAUUUGCCAGGAAGAUUCUAUUGCCAAUGUCCAUUCAAUCUUACGGGUGACGAUUGCAGAAAAACUAUAAGUGUAGAUUACGACCUCUACUUCAGUGACCCAUUGCGAUCGAGUGCGGCUCAAGUGGUGCCAUUCGAUACAGGAUCGGCUGAUAGUUUGACCGUAGCUAUGUGGGUGCAAUACACGCAACAAGACGAAGGCGGAGUAUUCUUUACAGCAUACAGUGUUAGCAACUCCCACAUUGCUCUAAACAGAAAGCAAAUUAUUCAAAUGCAUUCAAACGGCGUCCAAGUUUCACUUUUCCCGGAACUGCAAGAUGUUUACCUAAGCUUCGGAGAAUUUGCAACAGUAAAUGACGGACAAUGGCACCAUGUCGCUUUAGUCUGGGACGGUAACAACGGCGGUGAAUUAACACUCAUCACUGAAGGUUUGAUUGCUAGCAAGCUUGAAGGUUACGGAAGCGGACGAACACUAUCACAAUAUGUAUGGGUAACACUUGGCAAGCCUCAAUCUGACAACCCGAAGGCAUACACCGAAGCCGGAUUCCAGGGCCAUCUAACUAAAGUACAAAUAUGGAACCGUGCCCUCGAUGUGACAAAUGAAAUCCAGAAACAGGUCCGUGACUGCAGGACUGAGCCCGUCUUGUACAGCGGUCUGGGUCUCACAUGGGCUGGAUAUGACGACCUUCUUGGAGGAGUUGAGAGAAUAGUGCCAUCUCAUUGUGGUCAACGAGUUUGUCCCAACGGUUAUUCCGGAUCUAAAUGCCAGCAAUUGCAAGUAGACAAAGAGCCACCAAGAGUAGACCGAUGCCCCGGUGAUCUGUGGGUAAUUGCGAAGAACGGAUCUUCUGUUGUUAGCUGGGAUGUACCUCAAUUCAGUGACAAUGUCGGUGUUGCUAAGGUUGUUGAGAAAUCUGGUCACCGGCCUGGACAAAACCUUGCGUGGGGAGCGUAUGAUAUUGCUUAUAUCGCGUAUGAUGCUGCAGGCAACGCGGCUACUUGCACAUUCAAAGUUACUGUUUUGGCUGAAUUCUGUCCACCACUACCUGAUCCACUGGGAGGUUACCAAUCAUGUCGCGAUUGGGGUGCCGGUGGACAAUUCAAAGUAUGUGAAAUCGCCUGUCGCGACGGCCUUAGAUUCUCUCAACCUGUACCACCAUUCUACACAUGCGGAGCUGAAGGAUUCUGGAGACCAACUACCGAUCCAUCCCUGCCACUGGUCUACCCUGCCUGCUCACCGGCUUCACCAGCUCAGCGUGUCUUCAAGAUAUCGAUGUUGUUCCCAAGCUCAGUACUCUGUAACGAUGCCGGACAAGGUGUGCUUCGCCAGAAAGUUCGCAGCGCCAUUAACCAGCUUAACAGAGACUGGAACUUCUGUUCUUACGCUGUUGAUGGUACCCGCGAGUGUAAGGAACUGGACAUCAAUGUGAAAUGUGACCACCGCGCGAACUCCAGGCAGACGAGACAAGUAUCCACCCCUCCCGCGGUACCUGCUGAAGAUACCUAUGUACUGGAUGCCAUCAUACCCGUCGAAGAGACACGAAGCAGUAGGGAGGGUCGUCAGGUUGGCGAUACGUACAACGUUGAGAUCUCUUUCCCGUCUGUCAACGAUCCAGUAAUUCACAAUGGAAACAACGAACGGUCUACCGUGCAACGAUUAUUGGAGAAACUGAUUCUCGAAGACGAACAAUUCGACGUGAGGAACAUUCUACCUAACACAGUACCUGAUCCGGCAAGCUUGGAACUAGUUUCGGACUAUGCCUGCCCUACUGGACAAGUUGUUAUGGCCCCUGAUUGUGUGGCAUGUGCGGUUGGUACCUUCCUGGAUGCCGCUAGCGAUACCUGCAAACCUUGCCCACAAGGAACAUACCAAUCAGAAGCAGGACAGGUACAAUGUACUGCGUGUCCUGCCAUCGCUGGACAACCUGGAGUUACACAGUCUACCGGAGCCCGUAGUGCUGCGGACUGCAAAGAGAGAUGCGCUGCUGGUAAAUACUACGAUGCUGAGGCUGACCUCUGCCGUCCUUGUGGUCACGGUUCAUACCAACCUCGCGAAGGUGCCUUCUCUUGCAUGUCCUGCCCUAGAGGUCAAACAACUCGUGCUACAGAAGCCGUAUCGGCAGCUGAAUGCAGGGAUGACUGUCCCUCAGGAGAACAACUAAGCAGUGAUGGUGGCUGCGAGCCUUGCCCACGAGGCACAUGGCGCGCCAAUGGAUCGGGAGCAGCGUGUGCACCUUGUCCCCCGGGCACCACUACGCCUAAAUCCGGAGCGUCAUCCGCUGACCAAUGCUCUCUACCCGUCUGCAGACCUGGCUCAUACCUCAACGUCACCUUGAACACAUGUGUUCAGUGCAGAAAAGGAACCUAUCAAUCAGAGGCCCAACAGACAGUCUGCGUCCCUUGUCCAAUCAACACAAGUACGAGAGGCCCUGGUGCUACAUCAGAGUCAGAAUGCACGAACCCAUGUGAGAUGAGUGGCCCGGAAAUGCACUGCGAUGUCAAUGCUUAUUGCCUUUUGAUACCGGAGACAAGCGAGUUCAAGUGCCAAUGCAAGCCGGGCUUUAACGGCACUGGAAAAGUCUGUUUAGAUGUAUGUCAAGACUUCUGUGACAACGGAGGCGAAUGCGUGAAGGACGCGAGAGGUGAACCUUCUUGUCGCUGCACUGGCUCGUUCACCGGGCGCCACUGCAGAGAAAAGAGCGAGUUCGCCUACAUCGCCAGCGGAGUCGCAGGAGGAGUGAUCUUCAUCAUAUUCUUAGUGCUGCUUGUAUGGAUGAUUUGUGCGAGAUCGACAAAGAAGAAGGAACCAAAGAAGACAUUAACACCAGCUAUCGACCAAAACGGCUCCCAAGUGAACUUCUACUACGGAGCGCAUACGCCGUACGCGGAGUCCAUAGCACCUUCACAUCACUCCACGUAUGCACACUAUUAUGAUGACGAGGAAGACGGUUGGGAGAUGCCCAACUUCUACAACGAAACCUACAUGAAGGAAAGCCUUCAUAAUGGCAUGAAUGGCAAAAUGAACAGCUUAGCGCGAUCCAACGCCAGCAUAUACGGGACAAAGGAAGACCUCUACGACAGACUAAAGAGGCAUGCGUACCCGGGUAAGAAAGAUAAGAGUGACAGCGACAGUGAAGGUCAGUAAGUGUAACAAGGGACUGCGUUUUGUCGUAUUCUGGUCAAUCUUACAUAAUACUUCGUACUAGUUUCAAUUCUCGGUGUCCCCGGCAGCAACAGUUCACAUCAUUGCGCACUACAUACGGCGACAAUGUGUAGCUCGCGACACAACCGAGGGUUCAGUAUGUUAUUGUAGAAUGUCGUAUUCUAUUAGCUUUAUUAAGAAUUUUAGUUGUAACGUUAUGUGUAUUAACACACUCACUGUUUAAAUUACAGCCCCCACCAAAUAUACUUAUUUAAACAAAAAUAUCGUCACAAAAGUCAAAGUUUAUUGAAGGCGUUACAUUAUUUCUAAAACAGUGAUUGUGUUGAUGUUCUUAAAUAAUCAUCGACGAACAAAAUGCUCAAGUACUUUAAGGCGAACACUGCCAUAUCCGAAGCAGGGAGUACUCACAAUUAUCAACGAAUAUUGUAAAAAUUACAUUCCAACAACAUUCCGAUUUAUAAUCGUGUAAAUAUAAUGUUAUAAAAUAUUUUGUAUAUUUUUUUAGAAAUCUGUUCUUGUAAUGUUAGUAAUAAUUACUUUAGUGGAACAAUUAGCGUAACGUUUAAUUGUUACUAACAUUAGGAACGGCUAGGUAAUAUAAAUUAACGGUUUAUGUUUUGUAAUAUAAACUGGACUGUAUUAUUAUAAUUCUGUGUAUGAAUGUGAGUGUGUGCUAUGUGACAGUGAAAUGUAUAGAAUGAUAUUUUUUUAUAAUUAUCACGUGAAUAUAUGGGACAUGUAUUAUAUACGUUUUGUAUUAAAGUAUUUUUAAGCUGAUAGAAUUUAUAGUAAAUACAUAAUCUUCCUAACCCUGAAUACUGAACGUACUAGGAUCAACAGUAACAAAAUAUAUAAGAGAGUAAGACUAGUUCUAGUUGACAUAUAUCCCUUUGUACGUACCUAAAGAAAUGUUAUAGUGAAAUACUCAAAGAUUCUUCAUCAGGUGGUCAAUAUUCCAUCACAAUUUAUUACCACGUUAGUGAUUACAUAAUAAAGAUAUUUUUUUUUUUACAAAAAUUUUAAUGAAAUAAAUUUUAAUACGUAUAUUUAUUAA